Oxyura jamaicensis (ruddy duck) is the source of this 3450-nucleotide messenger RNA. It is a transcript of the gene EVC, whose product is annotated as EvC ciliary complex subunit 1. The coding region runs from base 54 to 3002 and encodes 982 amino acids. Lineage: Eukaryota; Metazoa; Chordata; Aves; Anseriformes; Anatidae. Gene Ontology annotation, biological process: smoothened signaling pathway. The record is from RefSeq and is a predicted model, not a curated record. The transcript is spliced from 21 exons.
GCGGGACCUCCCUUUUCUCUCCCUCCCCUCCGGCCGAACCGAGCCGGGGCCCGAUGGCGGGGGUCGGGGCGUGCUUGCGGGCGGUGGGGCUGCAGUUCUGGGCCGGCUCGCUGCGGGUGCUACCCGCCCUGCUGGCCCCCGCCGUGCUGCUGGGGCUGCUGCUGGGCGCCGCCGCCGCCGCCCUGCUGUGCCGCUGCGCCAUGGGGCCGCGCCGGCGGAGAGAGAAAGAUGAUUCCCAGAGACUUCUGGAAAGCUUCAACUACGAUGAAAAAGAGCACACGCUCACGAAAAGUAAAGCAGAGCCCUAUACGUUAGAAGAGGAGAUGGUGCUGGAGGAAAAUGAGUCUCCUCUGAACAGUAACAUCACGGCAUUUGCAUUAAAGGCAAAAGUCAUCUAUCCUAUCAAUCAGAAAUUUAGGCCUUUGGCAGAUGGCUCAUCCAAUCCAUCUUUGCAUGAGAAUCCAAAGCAGGCAGUUCUGCCUAAUCAGGUAAUGGAGACAUCUACGUCAGGCAGCCUGGGAUCCCUUAGCCAGGGAGACAAGGAGGACUGUAGUUCCUCCACAACGAUACAUUCCACAACAAGUGAUGACAGAUUUCAGGCUCGAGCCUUCCUCAAGGUGACUUGCUUCCCUGAAGUGUUAACAUGUGAGAGUUUUGAUAUUAAGCUCUGCCUUUGCAGUCUUCUUUUAAAAGAUCUCAUGCUUCUUGAUACUGAGCUCAGAAAAGAAAAACAUGUGAUGUUUAUUCAGAUUCUCAAAAUAUACCUCACAGACUUCUAUCAUAAAAAGAAGAUUACUGAUGAUUUGUUCAAGAAGAUCCUUUUAAUUCAGGAAAAUGAUUUUGAAGAAUUACAGAAGCAACUUGAUUGUAGACUCCAGAAUACUGAGAUGUCAGGAGCCCAUAAAUCAGAGUACCAGACUCUAGAAGAUUUAGAAAGGAAAGAAAGGGAAUAUUCUGAGCACAUAAUAGACAAUAUGGAAGCUUUCUGGAAGCAGACUGACAAAGCCCAGCAGGUUUUUUUGGACCAAUCAAAAUGCUCAAGUGCCAAAGCAACAAAGAUAACGAUGGAUCUGACCGAGAGGAUGAUUGCAGUAGAAGGCUUAUUAAAUGAAUCCCAGGAUUUGCAGGCAAUGGACAUUCAGGAAAGGUUAUUUAAUUGGGAGCUUAUGGUGAAAAUGAUUGAUUCACUGAAGUCCUAUAUACCAGAAGAGUGUAAGUGUAGAUUAAAUAUUGUAUCAAAUAUUCUGGACCAUUUAACUGUAAAGAAUAAUCUCUCAGUCCGGCAAAAGGAAGAACUUUUAACAGACUUGCACAAGGCAUUCUGGGAACAACUAGCACAUUUCACUAAUGAAUGUAUCCAGCAAAGUAAAGACCUGAUGCUGAAACGACUGGAAUGCCGUGCAAAGAAGAGAGAAGAACUCAAACACAAACAGAAGGCUGAACAAGAGAGUCUCCUUACUAAAACAUUUCAUACUGGAAAUUUUGGUGAUUUUCUUAAGGCUUACCAUGAUCUGUUAGAGAAGCAUCGGCAGGCUCAGUGGGAACUGGAAGAGGAAGAUGACUAUGAGAGCACAGAGGCUGUUGCAGUUCUCUACAAGGAGCUGUAUUCUAAAGCUUCCAGUGUUUUAGCAGAGUUGGUGAAUGAGCUGUUUCUUCAGACCCUGCCUGUUAUGACCGGCCUCUCUGUAAGAGAAUGUGAACUGUCGAAAGAGGAAUGGCAGGAGAAUUUGGUCCCUCAGCUGGAGAAGUGGGACACCCACCACCAGAAACGCUGGAAGCUUUUCCAGGAACAGUUACUACAAGAAAAAAAGCUAUGGAUAAAUGAAUAUGCUCUCUGUGCUGUGAUGCAAAAGCACCUAUCUGAGAAACAGGAGAAGAUAAUUCAAGGUGUCGUGAGCAGACUAGGCUGCCUCAGUGAUGAGUCUGUUAACUACAUAUUGCAAAAACACCGCCUCCUGCUGUGUACAGUACUGAGAAGGUUAACUCUUCGAAGCAUUGGAAUGGUAGCUCUGACCCGCAUGAGGAUGUCCAGGAAGAAGAGCUUGCUUCAGGAGCUCAGAGAGCAGCACAUCCUGCAGAAGGGCUCUUCCCACUGCCAAGAUGAAGACCAAUGGCAGCUGCAGAAGGCGGUGGAAUCCCACAUUUUGGAAGAGGAAGAGAAGCUUAAGGAAGAAACACAGCAAACCCAUUUAGAAUUUCACCAGCAGUUAAUCACAGAAAUACAAGAAGCUCUUCAGUUUCUUCAGCAACACAUGGAGCAAGUGAUUGGGCAAACACUGCUACAGCAUGCCCGACAGGAAGCUGGAAAAAAGAAAUCGGAUGAUGAACAAGACUUCAAGGAGAGGCUGGUGGAAGCUGCUGUAGAAAGCGUAUAUGGGACCAGCAAUAAUAUCAGUAGACUGGUGCAAAACUACUACCAGCAGGUAGGAAAAAUCACAGAAGGCUAUGAAGGGAAAAAAAAUCAGCAAUUGAAAUCCUUACAAGCAGAAAGAAGUGAAAGGAACAGACUUCGAAAGAAAGAAGAGAAUGAACAGACAUGGAAAGAAGAACAGACCAAAGGCAUCCUGAACAUAUCAUCCACAGUCCACCAAAGGAUGAUGCUGCAGCAAAAGAAGGUUCUGAGCCAGUUUGAACUUCACCAGAAGAUUCGUCUGGAGUCUCUGAAACAGAAGCUGCUGGGAUUGCAUCACCUAGAAACAGAGCUGGAGAAUCAGCUGAGGAAUGCAGAGCAGGACUUUGUUACUGAGUUGGCUGCACUAACCCGAAUUCCAGUCACUGUGAAGAAGCACCCUUCCAAAAGGAGCAAGCCAGCAGGGGAAAAAACAAAAAGAAGGAGCAUUCACUCUCCAGAAUCAGAAGACAAAGAUAAUUAUUGUGAAAAUAUUCAAGAGCCUUCUGGACUGAAGUCCAGUUUAUGCAGAGAGAAGUUACAGAGGCCACAUAAAGAGGAGGCUGAACCAAGGAAAAACUCAAAGAUGCUAAAAGAAAAAGAGAACAGGUAGUAAAAGUAUUUCUAUGAGCUGUCUGAACACAGAGUACCAAAGCAUUCUUCUGGGAGAUCUCAGCAGCUAUAAAUACUUACUGAGCUGGUUUACUGAGGAACAAUGAAGAACAUCAAUAAUAACCGAGAAAUCUCCUUUAGCUACAGACCGAGACUCAACCCCAUGUUUGUCUGCUUCGCUGUUAAUGAAACAUUCUCACUUGAUUUUGGCAAGGGGGAACAAAGAAGGCUUUAAGGUCUUCCAGAUUGUGUGGGGAGCAUGAGAGGAAGAUAGUUUCAGACUAGGUAUAUACCUGAGGAAAGUACACUCUAGACUGAAUGAGGUUAGUACAUCUCAGGAAGGUUUCAUUGUAAUACUGAUGUACCAUUUGCUUUUGAGCCUUAAAUGUUGUGGAUCUGGUCUUAGUAUUUUGUGACUGCUGCUUUGGACUAAAAAAAUAGAAAGAAAU